UUUUGCUGUGGUCGCGGGGGCUCACUUCUUAUGAGCAUCACUCUCCUCGUGGAAGCCAAGAGAUUCGUUCUAAUAAUCCAAACAUCGACGAGGCGGAAGCGCGUGACAUUUGAUUCCUCCCUCUAGCCAGACACUGUCGCCGCGAGAAGGAGUUUUUUUCCACCACGUUAGAUGUGCAUUGGCGGGUAAUUGUGGAGGAGUGUUCUGUGCAUGUGAUGCAAAUUUUCGUUGGAGUCGCCAGCUUCGCAGUGCGAGCUUUACAUUUGCAUGAUCAUCGGAAUUGCUUCUUUAAGAUUCUUCAGCAGGGCUAUGCAGUAAGAGCUCUUGGAGUUCAAGGAAAGCGGGGGAGCAUCACUGGUAGUGUCCUAUUGGAGGAAGAGACUUCGGUCACAGUUGAAGCCCUGCAGAUUUUGAAGAAUUGGAGGACAAAACGCGCCGUAUUUGAAAUGUCUACAGAAGAGAAUGUUGGGAUUUUGAGUUAUGCGAAUUCUCUCCCAGGUUUUCGAGGUAUUCUGAAGCAGAGAUUUUCAGAUUUUAUUGUAAACGAGGUUGAUCUUGAAGGCAAUGUCAUUCAUCUCUCGGAUCUUGAGGCUCCUUUAGAGGAAAGGGCAAAAGUUGUUAAAGUUUCUGAGGAAGGUGUAGCAGACGAUGAAGAGGAGGUCAACGGGGAAAAGCAGCCAAAACCCUUGAGUGAUGAUUAUGCUGCAGAUGUUCUGGCCUUUAAAGAGAUCGCUGGGGAGAGCAAUGCAAAAGUGCUGGAAGGCCUUCUUGUUCAAAUUGCAAAUUCCAACGAUCCUGUUCCGCCAGUCCUACUUGCACCUGAUGAUGACAAAAACCACCGAGGGAUGAUUCAUACUUUCUUCAAGAGCCGUUUAACCUUUAUUACAUCUGACACCGUCGAUGGGGCUUCCGCAACGGACAAGUGCAUUCGUCUUCGACAUCAACCUCGUAACCAAGGUGGGGGAAACCGAUUUCAGAAACGGGGUAGGGAGCACGGUGGUCGGGGUCGCGGUUGGGGCAGGGACAGCAAACGCCAGAAGGCAACCGAAGGUGGCCUUGAGCAACCGUACGAUGCGCGGGAUUCAGAUGGUUGGCCAAGCGAGCGCCCUAAAUUUUUGCGGUUUCACCUCUACAAGGAAAACAAGGACACUCAAGAUUCUUUGACUGUUAUCGGCAGAAUGCUCCAUGUUCAGCCGAAGAACUUUGGAUUCGCUGGGACAAAGGACAAAAGAGCCAUUACAACACAGCAGGUAACCGUAUUCAAGCAAUCAGCAGCAAAAAUGGCAGCUUUGAAUCAGCGAUUGUUUGGUAUGAGAGUUGGAAACUUCAGUUAUGUGGAUAAAGCAUUGGUUCUGGGAAUGUUGUCCGGAAAUCGAUUCACUAUUACUUUGAGAGGUGUCGUGGCAGAAACUGACAAGUCAAUCGAGAACGCUGUAAAAGGUCUUGGAGAGAGUGGCUUCAUCAAUUACUUCGGUCUACAACGAUUUGGAAGUGGGUCCAUAGCGACACACAAUGUCGGAGCCGCCUUAAUAAGAGGAGAGUGGAAAGCAGCGGCGGAGUUGAUAUUAGAUCCGCGGGAAGAAGAUCAACCAGAAGUUAAAGAAGCACGAGAAUAUUUCAAGAAGACUGGAAAUGUCGAUGGGGCCUUGCAUAAGUUUCCCCGUUACUUGACUGCUGAACGGGCAAUUCUAGGAAGUCUCAAGCGUGAUUCCAAAAACUACCUGCAAGCAAUCUGCUCUAUUCCCAGAACAUUGCGGCUGAUGUACGUGCACAGCUACCAAAGCUUUCUUUGGAAUCAUGCAGCGAGUUAUCGCGCCAAAACUUAUGGGGUUGACAAGGUCGUUGAGGGAGAUCUUGUGUAUGACAAGGAUUUACAGGGCACUGAUGAAGCACCGGAAUCAAAGAUUGUUGAAUCCUCUUUUAACGAUUCGGAAGUACGAGCCCCUGAAGUGUUACUUGAUGAUGUGGUAGAGGCUGAUGUUCCUGCUGAAGCCAGCAACAAAAUCAAGUGCUUGACAAAAGAAGACGUUGCGUCAGGAAAGUACAAUAUUUCAGAUGUGCUACUUCCUUUACCAGGGGGUUCUUCUAUAUUCCCAGCUAACGGCACUGCCGAUGUGUACCAUGAUUUGGCGAGCAAGGAUUCCGUGGACCUUCAGAAGUCUACCCACAACGUGAAGGAGUUUGCGUUACCUCUUCUGCCUGGAGCGUACAGACUGUUUCUUCAGAAACCAGUGAACUUGGAGUGGAAAAUACUGAAGUAUAGUGAUCCAACAAAAACUUUAGCUGAGACUGAUCUGGACAGAAUUCAGAAAGUUUCUGAAGAAUCCACAGAGGAUUCUAAAAAUAAAGUAGAGAAUGAGCAGACAGCUUUUCAAUUGAGUUUCACGCUACCUGCAUCAUGUUACGCAACGAUGGCUCUCAGGGAGCUUAUGAAGAUAUCCACGUCGGUUGCCUUUCACAAGUCUCUCAACGAUGAACCAGUAGUGACUGCAAAAGCCACGUCCGCAUAAAUUGGAAAUUAUACGAAACCAUUUUUAAGGUUCCAAUGCUGGGCGUGCAUUUCGGUAUUCAUUCCAAAUUUUUCUCAAUUAGAUUGUAUUUACCAUAUUUAUUAAUAUGGUUUAAAUCGAGACAACAGAUGGUAGGAACUAUUCAAUGCAGGAAUGGAGUUAUUGAGUGCUGAUGGGGUCUACGGCCCAGGGAUUUUUGAGAGAUCAGACAUUGGUUUCCCAUCAGAACAAGGCAUUGAUGUAGGGGCUCCAAGAACUGUGCAUCAUGAGACUUCUUAUGGGGUCAAUUUGGCCAUUUCAUGCAAUUGAGUAGUUCUCUUCAUAAAAUUUUAUUUUGGA
This is a messenger RNA of Physcomitrium patens, 2849 nucleotides long. Its product is annotated as multisubstrate pseudouridine synthase 7. The record is from RefSeq and is a predicted model, not a curated record. Lineage: Eukaryota; Viridiplantae; Streptophyta; Bryopsida; Funariales; Funariaceae. Gene Ontology annotation, molecular function: pseudouridine synthase activity; RNA binding. Gene Ontology annotation, biological process: pseudouridine synthesis. Gene Ontology annotation, cellular component: nucleus.